Molecule: messenger RNA, 1841 nt
Organism: Hydra vulgaris (swiftwater hydra)
Lineage: Eukaryota; Metazoa; Cnidaria; Hydrozoa; Anthoathecata; Hydridae
Source: RefSeq, a predicted model, not a curated record
GUACGAAAAAAUGUAAUUCCAUGUUCUCAAUCUCCUUACGAAAGAAUGUUGUUUUUCCGGAAUUGCACGAAAUCCUCCGGUUAACAACCCUAGCUUGUAGUUGGCAAUAUUUUUAAGGUUUUAAUUAUGUUUGCAGUCAGUUUCCAAAAACAGUAGCCGUUAAACUAAUCAGAAUUUUUCCUGUAAUUUUGUACUUUAAUUAGACCUUCAAGUAUCCAAGUGUCCGUCAGAUAUUCAGCUUUAUACACUGUAUAUAGAGGAAGAAAUACACCGUUAACAGUACAUAUGUAGUUCGAAGUGUAUGAAGCUUGUAUCUGAAGAUGUUAUAGAAAAGUACAAUUCAGUUUGUUAACAGAUUUGGUAGUAAAAAUGCCCAAGACCCAUACUUGCAGUCAUUAAUUAAAAAACAGGAAAUAAAAAGAAGACGGUUUAGAUCUGAAGAACCUAACGGGUUAUGCAUAAGUCUUCGAACUUUUUUUGAAACUGAUUUAAAUAAGGAGAGUAAUUUUUCAACCUUCAACUUAUUGUUUAUUUUGAAGAUCAAACAUUAAUGUAUUUAAAUCACUUUUAAUUUUUAUCUAGACUUCUACACAAAAAAAAUGACAAGGUUUGAUCGAGAAGCCCUCGCAAAACGAAUUGUAACGUUCUAUGAAAAUUGUUCAAGUGAUAAAAAGAAAUUAACAUAUAAACAUUUUAAAAAUAAAGGAAUACCAAAGUCAACUAUAUUUAGUAUUCUUGCAAGGUAUGAGAACUAUAAUGAUUUGGUUAGAUCAGGUUGUCCUCCAAAAAUGGAUAAGAAAAAAGUCAAACGAUUGACUAAAAUGCUAAAUAAUUCAACUGGUAUUAGUCAAAAGUAUUUAGCUUCAUAUUUUAAGGUGAACCAAAACACAAUUUCAAGAACUAUUAAUUUCAAAACAGAUAUUAAAUGCUACAAAAAACAAAAAGUACCUUUGUAUGAAAAAGAUCAACAACAGAGACCAGCAACAACAUCGAGAAGAUUAGUUAAUAAAGUAUUCCAUGAAAAAAAUAUAAUCACAGAUGACGAAAAAUAUUUUAACCUAUCAAACUCAAAUAUACCUGGAAAUGAUAUAUAUUAUACAAAUAAUAAAUUGUUAGCCCCUGAUAAUGUAAAAUAUAAGUUGAAAAAAAAAUUUGAAGAAAAGGUAUUGGUUUGGAUUUGCAUUUCUUCGAAUAGAUUUUGUGAAACUUAUAUACAUAGAUCAAAGAAUUCAGUAACAUCUAAUAUAUAUGUGAAAGAAUGUAUGAAGAAAAGCCAGAUCUUGCAUCUGCUCAUUAUGCUAAUAAAACAGAAAAUUGGUUUAUUGAUAAUUCAAUAGAGUUUGUACAAAAAUGCACUAAUCCACCAAAUGUUCCACAGGCUAGACCAAUUGAAACAUUUUUGGAUAUUUUAAGUCAGAUGGUAUACAGUGAUGGUUGGAGAGCACGUAGCAUAUAUCAACUAGUUCGAAGAAUAAAGAGCAAAUUAAAUGAAAUAAAAGAAAAUGAUCCAGAUCUGUUACAAAGACUAAUGAUGAGUGUUAAAACAAAACUUUGAAAAAUCGCUGAUAGAGGCGUCUAUUCAAUAUGUUAAAUAUGUUAAUAAAUACUAGAAUGAAUGUUCUUUAUUACCAUAUAGUUUCAUUUUUUUAUCUAAAUAACAAUAUUUUUUUACGACUCUAUAAAAAAAGUUCGAAGACUUAUGCAUAACCCGUUAAGGAAAAUGAAUUUUCUUUUAUUAACCGCAUUAAUGUUGAAGGUGUAAUAAAAAAAGUAUGCAAGAAAGCUUUUUGCAGUAUGCAUGGAAUUUCUAUGAAACAAGUUAGAGGUUUAUGCAUUUUAUU